GUUACAGCACACCGUUUUCUAUUGAUUGUCCAUCUCUCAAACUGUUUGGUGAAUUUAAUCUGUGAUAACUGGGACAUGACUGAUAUGCCAACAUGGUAUAUCCAAAAUCACAAUCACAUGGUUCAUAAAAUCACAUAGUUUUUUUGGAAUAGGCUUUCACAUUAAUUUAUCUUAGCUUUUUUUUAAUGGAUGUUUCUAAUUACCGGUUCUCUGGAUGUGUUUUGCUAUAGUAUAAUGUCUACUAAAAAUGUCUUGCUUAUUAGUAAAAGAACCAUACUUUUCUAACUAUAUUCUAUAUCCAAUAAAUUAAUCCAUUGUCUAAGUUACUUAUCCUGUUCAGGGUUGCACAUAUUCUACAACUAACAUUUUUUAGUAAUUUUCUCUAUUGACUCUUAAAACACUUUUUCCAUUUUACCAUUGCUUUUCUUUUCAACAUUUGCAAUAACACAUCCUCAAAAGACAAAUGAGCAAAUUAAUUCUUGUGUCGCAUUACUGGGCCAAUGGAGAACUCAACACAGAUUGUGUCAUUUGUGUUUUCUAUGUAUGGUAACAUGGGACACUUAAAGUACCUUUAUUUCAUCCUGGCAAUGCUAUUUUACAUAUCAGUUAUUUUUGCCAACACUGUUCUUAUUGCCAUCAUUUUUGUGGACAGAAAUCUGCAUGAGCCCAUGUAUCUAUUCCUGUGUAGUUUGUUUGUUAAUGAAAUAUAUGGCAGCACGUCUUUGUUGCCCUGCUUGAUGGCACAAAUCUUGUCAGAGACUCAUGAAAUUUCUGCCUUUUACUGCUUCCUUCAAAUAUUUAACAUUCAUACAUAUGUAGCUAUUGAAUUUGGAACUUUGACAAUAAUGGCAUAUGACAGAUAUAUAUGUAUUUGUAAGCCUUUACAUUACAAUGCCAUAAUAACCAAAAGAAUAGUACAAAAGGUUAUUCUUGUUAUUUGGAUUGUUUCUUUUGUAGAGGUUGGAGUUUUACUGUCAUUCACUAUUCGUUUAAAGCGUUGUGGGACUGUUAUCAACAAAGUUUUUUGUGCACACCACCUUGUAGUUGAACUUUCUUGUUCAUCAGACAGAACAGUGUCACUUAUUCAUGAUCUGGUGUUUGGCCUUAUUUUCACUGUUGCUGCUCCUGUCAGUUAUAUUUCAUUCACUUAUGUAAAGAUUUUUGCUGUGUGUUUAAAAGCUUCCAAAGAGACCAAAACAAAGGCUUAUGAAACCUGCACUCCACAUUUAGUUUCACUCAUUAGCUUUGUCUUUGCCUGUUUUUAUAGUUUGAUCUCUCAGAGAUUUAACAUGUUCUCUGUUCCAUAUCCACUGUGUGUUAUUUUGUCCAUGUAUGUAGUGAUCAUUCAGCCUCUUCAAAAUCCAAUCAUGUAUGGUCUUAAACUGUCAAAAAUUAGACAUGCUUGUAAAAAUUUGUUGACAUUAAAAACAUCUCAACUCUACAUUUUCAUCGAGAGUAUUUAUAUAAGUUCACUAUUAAUGAAAAGUGCAGGAUGUUCUUUUGACAAUAAAAUGUUAUUGCUUUAAAUGCAAAACUUGAAUCUUCUGGGGUUGCUGGCCUGUAAGCGGUUUGUUAUUUCACUAAGAGCAAGAACUGUUUUGUGUUUGCAAUGUUCUAAAUGCAAUAAUUAAUUAAUUAAUAGAAUUACAUUGAUUGAGAACUGAU
This is a messenger RNA of Siniperca chuatsi (mandarin fish), 1665 nucleotides long. Its product is annotated as olfactory receptor 51L1-like. The record is from RefSeq and is a predicted model, not a curated record. Gene Ontology annotation, biological process: G protein-coupled receptor signaling pathway. Bases 501 to 1526 code for a protein of 341 amino acids. Gene Ontology annotation, cellular component: membrane. Gene Ontology annotation, molecular function: olfactory receptor activity; G protein-coupled receptor activity. The transcript has a single exon. NCBI's taxonomy places the organism in Eukaryota, Metazoa, Chordata, Actinopteri, Centrarchiformes, Sinipercidae.